AUUCACUAGUAAGUUGUAUGCAGUCCAAUAUGGCGUCUAGAGGGAUAUGGUCGCUGCUUAUACUUCUUUGCUGUAUAUUCGUAUCCAGGGCUGUCAUGACAACGACAGGCCAAUGUACAAAAUAUUGUAUGAAUGGAGGAUAUUGUGUCUGGUCGGGUAAUACGACAUACUGCGCAUGUCCGGACCAGUACUUUGGAGACUCGUGUGAGCUGACGUGUAACACGACACAGUGCGCAGGUGGACGAUGUAUUAUACAUCAGAGCAGUUCCAUGUGUCUUUGUCCUGGAGGUUACAUAGAUUCCAUGUGUUCAACCAACUGUACAGACACGUUUUGCCAAAACAACGGAACAUGCUCUACAAAUGUGGACGGGAUGUCAAUAUGCACUUGUACCGAGGGGUACAGUGGAUCACGAUGUGAGAUCAACAAAACUGAAAUCAUAAAUUGUAGUGGAACACCCUGUAACAAUAUCGUAACACAAAACUGUACCCAGAAGUCAGGGGGUUCAAUCAUGUGUCACUGCCGAACUGAUUAUACAGGAACAUACUGUAACAGACGUAAUUGUCUAAAUACUCAGUUGUUCAACUGUUCGCCAAAUGGAGUCUGUAACUUAAACGACGUUAAUGUUGACCCAAGUGUGUGCUCCUGUAAGGCGGGUUACAACGGAACAGACUGUAAUACCAAUAUCGAUGACUGUGUCGGGGUCACGUGCGAGAACGGGGGAACAUGUGUAGACGGUAUAGCAUCGUUCAACUGUAGCUGUCCAGCUCUCUAUACUGGUACCUACUGCGAAGAGGCCAACUGUGUAGCAAGGGGUUGUGCCAACCUGAGUGGUAACGGAGUGUGCGAUACCAGUUGUAUCUAUGAGGAGUGUGGCUAUGACGGACUCGAUUGCUCUGUCGGUGUUAACCCCUGGGAUUCCUGCACCGUGGUACCGACUUCUAGAGGAAGGCACUGUUCUGUAUUGUUCAUGGACGGUGUUUGUGAUCAGGACUGUAAUACCCUUGGCUGUCUGUACGAUGGUUUUGACUGUGUAAAUAACGGAACAAUGUUGUCCGAUUGUUUUAACUCCUCCUAUUGUCUGGGCAGUCUUGGAAACAGUGUGUGUGAUGCCCGUUGUAACAAUCUGGAAUGUGCUUAUGACGGUCAUGCCUGUGCAGACACCACCACCACGAACAGUGAAACACUGAUCGCGACCUUCUCCCCCACAAACGCGUCCUUUGGCAUACUCGCAGAGGCGCGUUAUGUGGCAUAUUUAAUUUCACGCAAAUUGAGGACAAGAGUAUUCAUCCGACAAACCAAUGGCACUGACAACUUGGUCUACAGAGUAGCUAACUCAUCUGAUUCAAACAUCAGAGCCUACUAUGACAUCCAGAAGCCGUCUGACUGUAGCAUGGCAAGUUCGUGUGUGACGGACGUGCAGACUGCCGCUAAAAUGAUAGGAGCGGUGGUGUGGAUGUACUCCCUAAACCGAACCGCUGAUAAACCAGCAACAGACUUCAGGAGUAUCACAACCUGCAAAGAGGGUUUUCGGUAUAUAAAUGGGACCUGUAACAACACCUGCAACGUCGGCUGUCAGUCAGUUUGUAAUUUUGAGAGCGGAAGUUGUGUGGACUGUAUCGAUGGCUAUGUCGGAAACACUUGCGAUGUCCAUUGCAGCCCGAACUGUGCUGGGACGUGUAACGCCACCCAGUGUAUCGGGGGAUGUAACGCGGGGUAUACCGGUAACAACUGUGACCAAGCGUGUUCGACUGGGAAGUAUGGAGCUGACUGCAACAUGACAUGUUCAGAAUGUGCCAAUGAUGAUUGUAACAACGUGAACGGAAUCUGUGCACAGGGCUGUAAGAACGCAGGUCUUACCGGAAGAUAUUGCACCGACAACUGCGCGUCCGGAGAUUACGGGAUAAACUGCAACAUGUCUUGUUCAUCCAACUGCCUUAAUAAGAAGUGUGAUCGGGUAACUGGCUACUGUUUAGGGGUGUGUCCUACUGACAAAUGGGGAAACACGUGUGACCAAGAUUGUACGCGGACGACAUGUACGACGAAAUGUGAAGCGUGCACUACUACCACAACCACGACUACGGGUUCACCUUCAAAUUCUUCCGAGAACACCAACAAAGGAGUCAUUGCUGCUGUCAUCAUCCUCGUCAUCCUCAUCAUUGCUGCUGUCAUCAUCGCAUACCUACUCUGGCGGCGGUCACAGGCCGGAGUAUAUGACUUGGACGAGAAGAAAGGGGAUGAACUUCCACUUAAUGCGGCCAACAUGGAGAGCGGCAAUUCGAACGAGAAUCCGGAUACCCCUAUGGUUCCCAUGGGGACAGGUAACGGACAACACGAAGUACAAGUCGUGUCAGAAACUUCAAUGGAGGCAUCCGACAAAACGGACGAAUCUAAACCCCUAAUGUCGGACGAGACGAAGCCCGUGUCUGAGAGUGAAAGAAAGGAGCCAGAAGGGAGAGAAAAUUCGGCGGAGCGGGAUGACCCAGAGGAAUCUCUGAGAGAAUCUCGAGAGAUGAAGACUGCUAGCAAAUACUUACCACCGACCGAGAAGGAGGGUGGUCCUGGGGGAGUAUACGUGGGACCUGCGGGCCCAAAACUUACUGAUGUAGAAGCCGAGCAAGAGACAGGAGACUUACAACAGGAUUCAGAAGAUGCUAGUUUCCCGGUCGCUCCAGCGGAAUUAGUGAGCCCUCCGCCAGUACAACAGGACGCGGACCCCCCAGCUCCGCCCUCUCCACCACCCGAAGCAGAUACCCCACCAACACCCCCAUCAUCACCCCCACCCGAAGACUCCACUUCAUAAGAUAAUCGUCAGCAUGGUAGUUCUGUGAUGCACGGACACCUCGUGGACAUGAAGGUUUGAUAGCUAUGUUCCUGUGACACUAGCUUAAGCAUUGAUUUUUCAUAUCAGAAUACUGGAGGAUUACAUUACAAACUGCAAUAUUUCAAUUUCAAAACUGAGAACUCCAUUGACAAAACGCGUGAGCUUGAAUUUAAAAGUUUCACGAGUUUGUAGCGUUCUUAUGAUGGCCAUGAACAUGAUGUUCCCUGGAGAAUUAACUUCCGGCAUAUUGUAAUUAUGUUCAGAUUAACGGCGUCUUAUCAGUACGGAGUUACUGUUACUAAAAUAUCCCAACCCACGAAUUGUUGUUUAUAGUGUGAUUACAAAUAAUCUUGCCGUUUUCAAUGCAAUGCAUUACAAGAUGCAAGAUAUUAUUAAUGUUAACUAUGGCACUGUAGAGACCUUACAUUGAAUUGACGCCCGUGUUUUUAACUGCAAUGAUAUCAGAGUGGUACAUGGACCUUGAGAAGUCCACGAAGGGUUUCGUUAUUGAUUACAUGCUUUUAUGUCUUUGUAUGUUUAACGUUCCAUAUCUUCAAUUAAUAUCCGUGUGUUUAUGACAUUCUAUGUCAUUUUAUACUCGUGUGAAUAUGACAUUCCAUGUCAUUUCAUAUCCGUGUACGUAUGACAUUCCAUGUCAUUUAUAUUCGUGUAUGUAUGACAUUCCAUGUCAUUCAUAUCCGUGUAUGUGUGACAUUUCAUGUACAUUUCAUGUCAUGUUAUGUCAUGUUAUGUUUAACAUUCCAUGUCCAUGUAUAUUGUUUAUUCAAAAUCUCCUUUUAUCACGGAAAUUUUCCUUCUGCUUUCAGUAUAAUAACAAGCAUGAACUAUGACCUAGCGGAGCAGUGAUUGGCUAAUUUUUCACAUUGUUUUCAUUGCGACGUCCUGAUUUAUGGUGUCAUGCAUUGUGACGUCACUAAAGAAACAUGUAUAGAUUCAGAAAGUUAUCAACUCAAAUUUCGUAUCAGGCUUACAUAAUAUUCUCCACACGAAUGUUUACAAAAGCAUCUCCUUUAUAUGAUCAACAUAUCUUUAUUACAUUUUUCUCAGUGUUCUCAGUAUCUUACUGUGUAGAUAUAAGUGAUAUUUUCACUCAUCCAAAAUAAGAGUUUGAUAUUGGCAGUGAAAAAAUAUUUUCUGUCAGAGUGCAUUAGAAACGGCAACUGUAGCCAAUUUAAAACGAGAGGAAUCCUAUUUAAAAUAUCCGAGGUUCCGUAGAAUGAAAAAUGGUAACUUAUGUAAGGUCCCCUAUAAAUAACAUUCCAUGGCUUUGCGGGUAAAAUAUUCUAUGUCCUGAUAUGUGUUCCAUGUCUUUGUAUGUACACCAAUCUGACAUUUUUUACAUUUAUCCUUCAACCUGUCAACAUAUAUUUUUUGCUCUAUUGUACUGACGGAAAACAGCUGUAUCCUAGCACGUGCAUUUAUUGGACAGAAUUACAUUAUAAUUCACUUCAAUAUUUUUCAAAUAUGAGUAACUGUAAUUAAGAUAUUAAAUUUGUUGUAAUUAACAAGUUUAUGUAAAAAUGUUUGUAAGAUUACUUUUUCAUCCGAUGAAGUUUGGGACUAUGUGUGUAUUUUUACUCGGAACAGUUUAUUUGGCUUAUGUCAACAGGCGAGAUUUAUGUUAACUUCAACGUGAGGUAAACGAAGAUUCAAUAAAUACUGUAGGAUGAAUCGAAUUCAUGUUCAGUCACGGGAGAUAAGCACAAGUGUGGCUCACCACAGGUCCGCCAAUUUCUCUUCCUUCACCUUUGCCAGAGAUACAGCUUUUAUUUAAGAAACUGACCAUGUGCUUUCUAUAUCCCUGUAUGUAUUAUUUGUUUGUAUCCAUGUACAUGAAAUCCGUGUCAUUGUAUGAUUUACAUAUUAUAGCCUUGCAUGUUUUCUACGUUGUAUACCAUGCCCUGGUACAUAUUCCAUCUACUGCUGUUAUACGCGAUGGCUACAUCUGGGUGCUAGCUUGUCUUUCAUUUGAUAUUGUAUUGCGUGGUGAUUUAUGCUCUACCAUACAAAAAUGGAAUUACUGUUUGUAAUUUUCAGUUAGCUUGAUUUAGAUUUUGUUACAUACUGAUUAAAAAUUUUCCAAACGAUUCUCGGCAAAUUUUCGCAAAAAUCACUUGUUACAUACGACAAUGUCUAGAAGUUUGACUUCAUCUGAAAAUUAAAUGUGUAGAUACAUGACCUAUGCAUGAUACAUUCUUAUCAUUGAAUCUAUUUUUAUAUAUUUCUAAGGGACAUUUUAGAUCCAUAAUUACAAUACUAGAAAGUCAACUAUGCAAUAUUUAAUGACUGUAUAUAAAUACAAAUGUGUUUUGUGUUCUUUACCAGAUUGUAAAUAAACAUAUCAUGUAAACAUC
Ylistrum balloti is the source of this 5197-nucleotide messenger RNA. Its product is annotated as neurogenic locus notch homolog protein 1-like. NCBI's taxonomy places the organism in Eukaryota, Metazoa, Mollusca, Bivalvia, Pectinida, Pectinidae. The transcript has 15 exons. The record is from RefSeq and is a predicted model, not a curated record. Bases 18 to 2801 code for a protein of 927 amino acids. Gene Ontology annotation, molecular function: scavenger receptor activity; calcium ion binding.